Messenger RNA from Physella acuta, 2528 nucleotides. RefSeq names its product endothelin-converting enzyme 1-like. Lineage: Eukaryota; Metazoa; Mollusca; Gastropoda; Physidae. Gene Ontology annotation, cellular component: plasma membrane. The record is from RefSeq and is a predicted model, not a curated record. Gene Ontology annotation, molecular function: metalloendopeptidase activity. Gene Ontology annotation, biological process: protein processing.
GGAGGUGGGUACCGUUUGUGGAGAAUAGGAUUAGAUUCCCUUAUGCCAGAAGUGUUCUGGAAGAUUUAACACGACAGAACGAAGAUCGCAUGAUGGACCUAUUGGACAGCCCUAUAUCAGAUGCUCACGAUGCCUCGUAUGAAAGAAAACUGAAACAAUAUUUUCAGGCUUGUAACAAUAUGUUUGAUCGGGACACGAAGAGAGGUGCUCCGUUACUUAAGAUAAUUUCUGAGCUUGGAGGAUGGAAACUUUUAGGCAACUGGAAACAAGACUGGAACUUCAAUGACGCUCUGAAGAAGGUUCAGGCAGAUUUCGGUAUAGAGGCGUUAUAUUCAAUUAAAGUGCGAAAAGACUACUUUAGCAGCGAAAAGGCUGACGUUGAAAUUUUUCAAUCCGGUACAAGUGAGAUCAUGGGUGUAGAUAUGUACCUAGACAAACGUUUCCAGAAUGCGUACAAGACGUUUAUUAGAAAAGUUGGUAACCUUCUAGUUAAUGACGCCAUUACUAUGAAUAUCACCCAGGACAACGGGACAACAGAGUCAGAUCUGGACGAGUUUGUCAACGAUACCUUCACCAUAGAGUCUCGUCUAGCAAAAUUUGCAUUUUAUAAUACAGAUAAUUUUCUUACGAACUUGACUGCUCUAAACGCCGAGUCUCAUUGUCUUAUCGACUGGGUCCAACAACUGAACUAUUUCUUCGGCACAACCAACAUCACAGGUGCUACGGAGGCCAAGUUCCAGAACAAAGACUUUCUCUCGGAUAUGAUUACGUCACUUCCUGCUCAACAUAUGCGCCGGAUGUUGCAUAACUACCUAAUAUGGCGCGUUGCUGAACCAUAUGGGUUGGGUUUGUCGUGGGAUUAUAUGCAAACUGUCAAAUCGUUUGGGAAACAGUUAACCAGCAUACUUGUCCACUUGGAUUCACGAUACUUUUGCAUCCUUACAGCGGAGAAUAAACUUGAAGAUGCUAUGAGUGCACUCUAUGUCCACCACUUUUUCAAUGAGGAGAACAAAAGGACGGUUCACGAGAUCACAGACAACAUCAAGCUGGCCUUACAGUCACAGUUAGAGAAGACGCCGUGGAUGGAUGCAACAACCAAACAAUACGCCAAGGAGAAGCUGGAUAAAACCAUCUUCAGAAUGGGGUACCCUGACUGGAUUGGUAACCAGACAUACGUUGAUGUGAUGUACAGCGACCUGACCAUCAACGCUAGUGAUCAUUUUGACAACCUGAUCAGCAUUAAUCGUUUCCUCGUGAGAUGUAAAAGAUAUGAAUUCAACAACCAACGAUUUUGGCCAGAAGAUUUUUUGUUCUCCGACUUCAUCACAACUUUGGGACCACUUAUUGAAGAAAAUAUCGUGUUUGCCUCAGCAGGUGUUCUUCAGUAUCCCAUCUACUCCAGCAAGCAACCCCAUUUUGCAAGUUUUGGAUCCCUCGGCGCCAUCUUGGGUCGGGCCAUCCAUCACAUGAUUGGAGACAUAGGAAAAGACUUCGACAGACAGGGCCACCAACUUUCAGAGACAUGGUGGUCGGACGCUUCUGUCACAGCAUAUGAAAAAGUCAGGACAUGUUUAACCGAUUUCUGCAAUGAUGCCACAAAAACUGACGUAAGGCGGUACGGCAGACAGGACAUUGCAGACUUAACCGCCUGGAUAAAUGGCGUACGGCUAGCUCUGAUUGGCUACAAGGAUUGGGUCAAAAGUCGAGGGAUUGUUGAAAAAGUUUUACCGGGAAUUGGAUUAAACAACGAGCAGAUGAUUUUACUAGCGCAUGCGCAGACGUUCUGUUACGUGAAAGACGAUAUUCCUGAUUGGUUAAGAUUUUCUGAUAUACAAAAUGACGACAGGGUUAACAAGGCCCUGGGCCAACUUAAAGAGUUUUCUAAAGCCUUUAAUUGUAAACCCGAGGCUAAGAUGAACCACAAAGGCAAUUGCGGCUAUUAUUAGAUUUAUGUAUCUUUAUUCCUUAUAGUUUAUGUCAGUUGUUUUAUUAUGUUUAUGUUUGUUUGAUAUUGCUUCGGCAUUAUAAUGUGUUAGGAUAAUCAAUAGAAUGUUCAAAUUUUCCAAAGGGUGAUAGACACGUUCAAGAUUAGGACGAAUAUAUCAAGCCACUAGAUGUAACCGACACUAAAAUAAUACGCCAGGUAGUGUGUCAGUCCGUCUAUCGCAAGUUAAAACAUUGAUUAGUUGCUUACAGUGAAUAUCUGGAACAAAAGUGUUAAUUUGAUGUCAAUUUAUGCAGAAAUACAUUAAGCCUUUAAGCCAGUUGUGUUUCGAUCCUCCACUAAAAAAAUUGCGAAGACGCAAUUCAAGGCAUACAAUCUCCACGUGCAUGAAUGAGGUUAAAAAAUCUAAUUAAACUACCUGCAAAAGAUGUUUAAUAAAAAGUAAAUGGGAUUAUGUUUUAAACUAAAAUUUCCCCACUGAAAAAUCAAAAUACACUUAAGGUUUCUUAACUAAAUGAAAAGACAUAUUCUUUUUGAACUUUUCAAGUGUUGUGCAAAGAAUUAGAAAAAAACAACAACCCGC